Messenger RNA from Thecamonas trahens ATCC 50062, 2476 nucleotides. RefSeq lists its product as uncharacterized. Bases 1 to 2415 code for a protein of 804 amino acids. The transcript has 2 exons. Lineage: Eukaryota; Apusomonadida; Apusomonadidae. The record is from RefSeq and is a predicted model, not a curated record.
AUGUCCUCCCUGGAGCAGCUCAUUGCCCGCAAGAACGAGCUGAAGGCAAAGGUGAAGGAGCUCAAGACAUCCGGUGCUGCCGACACAGACAUUGCGCCGGUGUACUCCGAAUACAAGGCAGUCUCGGCCUCGGUCCAUGAUCUCGAGACUGCGGCGGCAAAGGCGAGGUCUGCUGCGGCGGCAAAGGCAUCGGCGACCGCAUCGGUGACGGUGUCUUCGGGAGAGUCUCCCGUCGAGUCUGGAAACCAGUCGGCAUCGGCCGUGGCGGAGCCGAGCGGCGGGCCUGGCUCGGCCGUGGCGAGUAUCGAUGCCGAGGCCGCAGUUGGGGUACUCGAGGCGGAAAAGGCCGCCAAGAAGGAGGCGAUUAAGCAAGCCAAGGCCCGCGGCGACGCUGAUGCUGUCAUCGAGCCACUGUUUGAGCGGUAUCAGGCGGUGCGGGCGUGGCUCGGUUCGCGUGCCGGCCCGCCGCCCCUGACCGACGACCAGCGCGCUGAGCUCUGCGGGCAGCCAGCGGUCGUCAUCUCGGUCGAGGCUGCCGACGAUCCAGACAGUCAGGCCGCUGUGCCGGCGCUGUCGUCGGCCGGUCUCGGCUCGGCUGUCGUGGCCCAGCACGCGCUCGCGCCCGGUGGGCCCGGCGCAGACUUUGUGCCCACCCGCGACAUGCUCGAGGCGGCCAAGCAUGACGUCAAGGGCCAAAUCAAGGGUGCCAAGCUCAUGGGACAGGGCCCCGAGUUUAUCCAGCCGCUGUACGACAAGUACCAAGCGCUCCGCGAAGUCCUGGCCGGCUACUCGCCCGCUGCUGCCCGCGCCUACGCCGCAAAGUACAUGCCGGCCGGGCAGCUAUCGCGUCGCCCGUCUAUUAUCCCUUCGGCCCACGUCUUUGAUCAGGUCGACUCAGCGCCAACAACUCCACGUUCCGAGGCAUCCGAUGCGGGCGAACCGUCGUCGCCGGCCGCCGCUGCAGCCAGUGCCCCGGAACCGGAGCCGGAGCCGCAGCCGGAGCCAGAGCCAGAGCCGGAGCCAGAGCCAAGGCUGCAGGCCCAGCCGCUCCCCACCACCGAUUCCGCACCAUCCGUCGAGCCGCCGGUCGUCAUCCACACCCGGCAGGCGUCGGCCGGCGUUCCGGAUCCCGCCGACGCCGAGGCCGGACAGAGCUUUAGCCAGAUGAUGUCGGGCGAUCCGCGGAUCAACCUUGCCAAACAGGCAGUUGUCACUCAGUCGUUUGAUGCAGCUGGCCAGCCGCUCGGUGAGGCGGUCGAUCUGGGCGUGGCCGGAAUGGAAGACGACGAGGUGUUUGAGCUCUCGGACGAGGGCUCGGACAUCGACGAGGACGCGGUGACCAAGCAGGGCCUGCUCGAGUUUGAAGAGUCGGGCCUCAUCUCGAAAAAGUUCAAGUCGCGGUUUUGCACCGUCUCGCUCGCCAACAUUGUGGUGCACAAGGGCAACUCGGCCGACGCACCGGUCCUCGCCACCAUUCCGCUCUGCGGCGCCUUUCUCCGUUUCAAAAGCUCCAAGAACAACACACAGUUCUCGGUCAUCUACGGCAAGAACUUGUGCCACACGUUCAACUUUGCAGCCAAGACCAAGGCCGAGCGGACCGAGUGGGUCGACCGCAUCCUCACCCACAUCUUUGACUGGCAGUUCCAGAUGCGCGAAAUGACCAUGGCGGCGCCGGCCCCGGGCUUCACCGGCGCCAUUGUCUACCGUGGCUGGGUCCAGCUCCACCUGAAGGCCGACAACCUCGACGCCAAUGUUGGCAUCGCGGACUCGGGCAUGAAGGGCGCGUACGAGUGGGUGUGGAAGUUUGCGGUUCUCUCCGACUUUUGCCUCUCGUUCUACGACGACAUGCCGCGCAACGUCGACGACCUCGACAUCGGCGAGGUCCUCCGCCUCCCCAUCAUCUCGACCGUUUUCCACCCGGUCCGCGACUCGAAGCUUCUCGCGGCCUUCCGCCGCAAGUUCUGCUUCUUUGUCGACGCCGGUCUCCCGUCGUCGUACCACAUUGCCACCUCGACGCUCGGCGAGCUCAAAAAGUGGGUGGCCAAGGUCUCGCUCGCCGCCCGUUGCGCCCUCUUCUCUGCCGCGUCGCCCAUUACCUACGCCGGCUCGCUCGAUGGCUCGCCAGCCACCCUUUACUUUAAGCUUGACGGUGCCGUCCGCAACAUCGAGGUCGGCAACGCCCGCGUCGGCAUGCUUGACUCGCUCGAUGAGCCCAUGUGGGAGGCCUCGGUCGGCGCCCUCAAGGAGUUCCGCCUCGAAAAGGACGACGACGACACCUACCUCCACCUCACCAUUGGCAAGCUCGACAAGCCGUUCCGCUUUCUCCUCAUCGAGCGCGGCGCGUUUAACGUUCUCAAGAACGUGAUUAGCGAAGUCGUCGCCACCCGCAAGGCCGCCGAGGCCAGUGCCCAGUAGAGCUCCAUCUCACGGCAGCGGGUACAAGUACGCACCGCGCUUAAAGGCCACGCCAUCGACA